AGAAGUAAAGAAGUAAUUAAGUGCUUAAAAAAUGAAUAAUCGAGCACGCAGAUCAACUGGCAUUAAGCCGUUUGUACCCGGCGGUGUUUAUCGCAAAUUAAGAAAAAAAUGUGUGUUUUAUCCCAAUUGUGAAUCGAUUUGCAAGAGUUCACCAAAAGUGCUUUAAUCGCAAGUGCCUGGCGUUGUCCCUAACCCCUUGCCUCCCACCGCCCACCAUGCAUUAUGGUGAAAUUAACCACCGUUUGCUGCUCUCAUUGAUUUUCAAGUUCAUGGUCACACGACCUUGAUUUGGAUUUGCCAAUGCAGCAGCCUGAGAGGGAGGAGCGUUGGACAAUUUUCUUAAGAAGCCAGCACUUAAUUGGAAGCUGGACUUGCGAUUUUGGUUACUUUUGGGGGGCCACUGUGAAUUGAAUCGCACAUGAUUGUAACUAAAAUUCUUAGUUUUGCUCAUAGCAAUGCUCAUUUUCUUCACUUGAGUAACCCAAACGAAGAGAAGAUUAUCUAUUGACGUUUAAGUGACGUCACCAGCUCUCACUACAUAAUGUUUGAUUCAUUUUAAAGUCACAGAACAGACACACACACACGCAUACGAGCAGCUGUUUGAUCCCUUUAUUUGUGGAGCGCAUUGCUGUGUAUCGCGUUUGCUUGUGUGUGUGUGAGCGUGGAACGCAAACCAUUUUGAAUAGUUGUUGGCAUUUGGUUGCGCGUUUGGAAGAUUCGUUUGGGCAGCUUGGGUCGUAGGAAUGGUCAUAGCUAUUCCUGAACUAUGGUUUUAAGUAGAGUAAACCACCGAGCCGUCGCCAUCGCCGGUAUCGCUGUAGAGUCCUUGAUAAAUGAAUGGCAUAAUCCCAAUGCACCAAUUAAGCCAGUGAUUCAGGAAGUGUUGGUUUUGCCCGCGCCCGUGCGUGGGGGGCCCGCCCCGUCGUUGUUGCAACAACUGCAACCGCUACCGCAGCCUCAACUGCUGAUGAAGGUGGACAAGCCGACACAGGCGCAGACCAAUGACGCACUGGUGCUGCCGAUAUCAAAGAUAGUCAGGCUUGAGUGUCAUGAUGAUGAGUGUCAUGAUGUUGGAACAUCUAUAGAUGUUGCUAUUGCCGAUGAGAAUGGUGGUAAAAUACCAUUUAAGAAAAUAUUCCAAAAGCGUAAGAAGUCUUCGGAGCGCACACGUGACAAGAAGUUGCGUCAGAAUCGUCAGCUGCGCAAGUCGAUGUUGCCGAAAAAUGCUUUGAUGGCUCUAAACGAAGUGAAGGGCAUUACUAUUAGUGAUUUCACCAUUAAUAGUAAUCCGGAUGGCGGGUUUACGGCCAUAGUAACUGUUAAUUCGCAUCAGUAUGAAGGCAAGGGCAAUUCCAAAAUGGCAGCAAAGAAUCAGGCAUGCGAGAAGGCUUUGCGCGAUUUCAUUAUUGCCAAAAUGACACCCAGACCGAAAAAGAAUACAGGCGAACAGCGAGAAGAUGGCGAGAUGGAGCAGGAAAGCGAUGGAUUGGAUUCACCUGAGGACGAAGUCCCGAUGUUGAAUUUGGCAUCGUUUGCGAUUUACAAGCUGUUUGCCGAAUGGGAACGCGAGGGUUAUGUCGUGCCCGAAAUGCAUCCAUCUGGCGGUGGUGCGGCAGCAUCUUCCGAAAAUCCACUAUCACCAUCUGGCAAAGAGGGAAAGGAGCAAAAGAAGCCGUCAAUGCGCUCCGAGCUACCUUGCAACUGGGAGUCCAUGCAUCCAGCUACCUUGCUCUGCAUUAUGCGUCCUGGUUUGUCGUAUGUUGAUCAUGGCGCCUAUGGUGAUAAGCCUAAUGUUCUGCAACGUCUGGGCGUCACGGUCGACGGUGAAGAGUAUAUCGCCAGUGGUCGCUCCAAGAAGAUUGCUCGUCGCAAUGUUGCCGUCAGCGUUUGCAACACUCUGUUUGACACGGAUUUCAUUUACCAGGAGUAUUAAAAAUUAAGAAUAGCUCGCAAUAAGGUGUCUCUGUUGCGCUUGCUGUCAGAUAAACUCAAACUGUCCUAAUGAGAUCUAUGAUCGAUUUAGGUCCGUGCGAGCGAAUCCGUCUCAUGUUGUUUGGCCUUAUAUGGAGUGAGCAGACCCCGUCGACGAGAAACUCGUUAUUAGCACAUUUUGCGAGCUGGUAUUAAAGUUAAUUUAAUAUAUAUACUUAUAUAUAGAGAGAGCUACCUAUUUCAUUUACCAACAUUAGAAUUAUAAAACUAUUAACUUAUGUUCGAACAAUAGGCUGUUAGACCCUUCAAAAGCUAAACUAAAAAUAUU
This is a messenger RNA of Drosophila busckii, 2260 nucleotides long. It is a transcript of the gene DIP1, whose product is annotated as double-stranded RNA-specific editase 1. The coding region runs from base 767 to 1933 and encodes 388 amino acids. The transcript has 5 exons. Lineage: Eukaryota; Metazoa; Arthropoda; Insecta; Diptera; Drosophilidae. The record is from RefSeq and is a predicted model, not a curated record.